Molecule: messenger RNA, 1259 nt
Organism: Cricetulus griseus (Chinese hamster)
Lineage: Eukaryota; Metazoa; Chordata; Mammalia; Rodentia; Cricetidae
Source: RefSeq, a predicted model, not a curated record
GGGAGGGGCUAGGGCUGUCCCUGGUCCCUGGCGCCGCCUCCGUCUGGGUCUCUGCCUCCAGGACCUGCGGCGGCGGUGAGGUCCAGAGCGCGGCUUCCCCGAGGGCGGGCAGCGUGAUGGGUUGCGGGAACUCCACUGCCACCAGCGGGGGCGCGGGCCGAGGUCCAACAGGAGCAAUUAAAGAUGCGACAGAAGACUCCAUAACAGACGAAGACAAGAGGAGAAACUAUGGAGGAGUGUAUGUUGGCCUGCCCUCUGAAGCUGCCAAUAUGGUGUCUAGUCAAGCCAAGGCAGUACGGAAAAAGGAAGAUAACACAAUGUCUGGAUACUCAAGAGGCUUUCCACUCUGCGCCGUUCUUGCCAAAUACACUCAUGAUGUGGAAUGUCUCUCUGUGUGCUCUUGCUGAUGAAUUUGGAAGGAAUUUGGCUCCAGGGACAUUGUAUCUUCAAAGAAAUUCUGAAAGGUUGUCCCCUGCUGUGCCACCAUUCCCAAAUCCUAACUGUAUAGUUAAAGCCAUGGGUACAUACUGAAUGUUGUGGCCAUAGAAAGAAAUGGGUGAGACUUCGUGCUCACUGCGGGGACUCUGUGUGACUCACUGGUGAGAGAGCCAUAAAGGCUGUUGCUACCCUGCCUGGGCCACCAGGCUUUAUAGCAGUUUCCAUCCUGGCCAUUCAACACAGUUCACAAAAUUCAUGUCUUUUCACUGACACUCUUUUGAUAGUUUUUAUAUAAUGCAAUCGUUAUUGUAUUUAUAACAUGACAUUAGGGCCAUAUAAAGGAAUUACCUGAAAUACUAUAUUGCCUCUUGUCCCUUGAUGUUUCUACUUCGUUACUUUUUAGCCGUAAAGUUGGUAAAUGGAGUCUUACAAUUAUCUCCCUUUCUUACUACUUGGCUUUAAAUUUUUAUUUAAAUGUAAGAGAAUUCCCUCUGUUGAGAGCAUUGCAAUAUUUGAAAAUGAACUGGUUAAAUUUGCAUGCUAUCCACAUGUGAGGAUUAAUUCCUGUUUUCUUUAGUCAGAGGCUUACAUGACUACAGAUGUUCUCCAGUUGCCCAGUUGCCCGUUCUCCUUGUGUGUAAUCAGAGCAUUUCAUCGUGUUCAUUCUGUACCGUCUCUUAGGGCUUACAGGUGAUGCUUAAUGGGAUGGAUAUCUGGAAAGUGCUUAAUUUGCUAACAACAUGCAUACCUACUUAUGACUGCAGUGUAAGUGGCUCAGUUCACCAAUGUAUUUCAACAAUUAAACAUGUUUAUCCCCCUUA